UUAGAUAUUUGAAGGUGCUUCUUGAUAACAUCAAUCUGUAAACUUAAAUAAGCAAAUUUUGUGAACAAUCAAUUAUGGGAGACAAGGAUGAUAUUGAGAUUCCUGUGUAUACGCCAUUUUUCGGAGUGAUGGGUGCUACCUCAGCAAUGGUUUUUAGUGCUUUCGGAGCUGCUUACGGUACUGCAAAAUCGGGAACAGGAAUUGCUGCCAUGAGUGUUAUGCGACCUGAUCUCAUCAUGAAAUCCAUUAUCCCUGUUGUCAUGGCGGGUAUCAUAGCUAUAUAUGGUCUGGUUGUAGCUGUGAUAAUUUCUCAGGGAUUGGAAUCCACUGGUUAUACUAUGUUCAGUAGUUUCAUACACUUGGGUGCUGGACUUAGCGUGGGACUAUCUGGCUUGGCUGCCGGAUUUGCAAUUGGAAUCGUUGGUGAUGCUGGAGUCCGCGGAACAGCGCAGCAACCAAAACUCUAUGUUGGAAUGAUCCUGAUUUUGAUCUUCGCAGAGGUCCUUGGUCUGUAUGGAUUGAUUAUUGCUUUGAUCAUGUCCGGAAAGGCAUAAACAACGACGAACGCAUUAAUUUAUGAAUCAAUCAAAUCGGCAAUUUGGAACUGUAAUGUAGAGGACAUGAAUUUUCUAUUAUGUGUACACUGCCCGUUGUCUCUUUAAGGAAUAAAUAAAAACAAGUGAAGAUUUCGCCAGAGACAGCUGAGUAGUCAAGUAUAGUACUUUUGCUUAAUUGUACCGAUGUUGAGCCAAAUUAAGUAGAAAUAGUUUAUACUAUGAAUUUGACGUUUUUAAUGUAUAUUUGCUUGAUGCAUUGUAUAUAUCUCGAAUGAUACGAAAGAAAUUAAUCUAUUUAUCGGAUCUGUCGUCAUCGUCCAUUCUGAAGGGAGUUAAUGAAAAUAUAUACAAUGUGUUCUGAUUGGAAAAAAACAGCUUAUUUAAAGUGAAUUUAUUAUUUACUUCGAAA
Molecule: messenger RNA, 966 nt
Organism: Symsagittifera roscoffensis
Lineage: Eukaryota; Metazoa; Xenacoelomorpha; Acoela; Convolutidae
Product: V-type proton ATPase 16 kDa proteolipid subunit c-like
Exons: 4
Coding region: 75-554 (159 amino acids)
Biological process (GO): proton transmembrane transport
Cellular component (GO): proton-transporting V-type ATPase, V0 domain; membrane
Molecular function (GO): proton-transporting ATPase activity, rotational mechanism
Source: RefSeq, a predicted model, not a curated record